Talaromyces marneffei is the source of this 339-nucleotide messenger RNA. RefSeq lists its product as uncharacterized. Bases 1 to 339 code for a protein of 112 amino acids. The record is from RefSeq and is a predicted model, not a curated record. Lineage: Eukaryota; Fungi; Ascomycota; Eurotiomycetes; Eurotiales; Trichocomaceae. The transcript has a single exon.
AUGCUCAUGAACAGUGAAAUCAAGAAUAGAAUUGCUCUGCGACGUAUUGAAUCAAGUCUUGAUCAAGAGGCGGAGGUGGAGAUACUCACUUGGGACGACCAAUGGACCACAUACGACGAUGCGUCCUCAUUCAAGCUGAAGACGGACUUUGCUAGAUCCGAAUGUCUCGGUGCGAUGGUCUGGGCCGUUAGUCAUGGCGAUUCCAGCGGAACAUUCUCACGGUCGCUUUCAAAUACUGCAAUUCGACCAUUUACUUCACUGAAACGGUACCGCGGCGACGGUAGCAGCUCACGAAAAACAUCACUGUUUACGAGCAACAUCUCCAAUGUAUGUGGAUAG